AUCGCAUCCUGACAUGUAGUAUGUUCGAGUAAGAACAAACUAGUCUGACUUCAAUUCUAGAUCUGUAGAUUAUAGGCGUUUCUUGAAGUCGUUGUUGUGAUUGUUAAAAUGACCUGGGGUUUUGAGCUUUGGGAUCAGUUUGAUCUCAUUGCGAAUCAUACAUCUUCUGGAAUCGAAUAUGUGGAAAAAGUAGCGAAGUUCGUAAAGGAAAGGUGUGAAAUCGAAUCGCGAUAUGCGAGGGACUUACGACAACUUGCAAAGAAAUUUAACCCAAAGAAGAAAGAAGAAGAACACAUCUUUACUUUUCAAAAGGCUUUCAUUGGUGUUGUGAAGGAGACAGAUGAUUUGGCAGGACAGCGUGAACUGAUAUCAGAAGGUUUAACUGAAAAGAUUUGGAAGGAAUUACAUUUAUUGCACAAUGAACUUAAGACAGAGAGAAGAAAGCAUCUGUCUGAUGGAAAAAAAGUUCAAGAACUACUAGAACAGUCAAUAAAAACAAUGGAAGUUAGUAAAAGAGCUUUUAUGAAAGCAAGUGAAGAAGCCGAACAAGCCCUUCAGGCAUACCAGAAAGCUGAUCAAGACAUGGCCAACUCUAGAUUGCAGAUUGAAAAGUACAAAAAUAUAUCAGUUGAGAAGGGCCAGGCAUGUGAGAGGGCCAAAGAAGAAUACAGAAACCAACUUCAACUGACAAAUAGCAAGCAAGCCUUACACUACAGCAAUGAAAUGCCAGCAGUGUUUGAUGAACUACAAAAAAUGGAUGAACGCAGAAUACAGAGAACUGGAGAAUUAUUAGUGGAGUAUGCUAAUGUAGAGGCAAAAACUUUGCCUAUAAUACAAACAUGUCUGAAUAACAUGAAGGAGAAUGGAAAUUCAGUCAAUGGACCACAGGACAGCAAACUCCUGUGUGAUCAAAAUAAAACUGACUACAAGCCACCUCAAGAUAUCAAGUUUGAAGAAUAUAGCAGCAAGCAUACUCUGACCAGACAGCCUGCUGGUGAAAACAAGGGAAAAAAGGCAAAGAAAAUCUUUACUGGUGGGAAAAAAAAGAAAAAGAAUGUUGAUAAUGGAUUGGAUGGUAAUGAUCAAACACUGACACCAGGUGAAAAAACUCGCAAAAGUAAAAAGAAGCUUGAGCAGUUAGAGGCACAAGUUGCACAACUCAAGAACUCUAGAGAAGGUAUGGAGAAAAUGGUUGAUGUAUACAGGCAAAAUCCUUCACUCGGUGACCCAGCCACUAUUGAGCAAAACCUCAGUGAUAAUGCUAGGGAGCUGGACGCUCUUAAUGUUGACCUCUACAAAUAUCAGUGCUACCUAGCUGCUUUGGAGAACAGAGAUGCCCCACCGCCUCCUGAGGUCUACUCUAAAACCAGCAGCUCCCAACCAGUGCCGGCAACAAGCAGCAGCGUACCAGACGGGGCACCACCCAAUGUCCCUCCCCCUCCUGAAGCUGCGCCUGCACCUCCCCCCGCCAUGUUAGUGCCACCGGUUGAAGAACCGGCUGAAGAUGAUGAGUUUGAAGACGAGCUUCACUGUAGAGUUAUUUACGAUUUCCAAGCAACAAAUGAUGGCGAACUCACUGUUGUUGAAGGAGAUGAGCUGGUUGUUUUGGAACAAGACACGGAUAACAGUGGCUGGACGAAAGUGUUAAAAGAUGAUGAAGAAGGAUACGUUCCAUCGACUUAUAUUGAAUAUUUGUAGGAGAAACAUGGAUCACUUAUUACAGAGUGCAAUCCAAUUAAAAUAAUUUUGAAUGGUUGAAGUUUAGGAAAAGUCCGUUGGCAGUAAGAGAGUGCGUGAUUAUUUUCACCGCUUUCGGCCGUUAAACAGGUCUAGGAAUGUGAGGAGAAAGCCAGGGGUGGGUGAGGGGUAUAGUCUUUCACCCCUCCCCCCACCUUCUCUAAUUUUUGCCCUCGAGUGUUUUUUUAUUAAAUUCAACGCUGAGAGCAAGCGACACGACUUUGUGCUCUCUUGUUUUGAUUAUCCAGCUGCUGAAGUUUGUUGGUUUUCUGCUCGUGCGGUUUGGCCAAAAACUUUCCCUGUACCAGAAACAACCAAUCAAAUACAAUCAAUCGCAAGGCGCUUAACUGAACAGUUGUUUAUAUUCGAUAUUUUUACUUGAAUUUUUCCUUAGAAAAGUUUUUACUCCAAUGUUUCCCUGGAAAGUUGGUAAAAUUAUUCAUUGAAUUGAAAUCUAAUGAAGAUAUUUGUUGAGGGUUAACUAAAUCGUUAUAGUCUGAUGUUGGAUUUACUGAUGCAAAUUUUACGCGAAGGAUACAACAAAACCAAAAAAAAUUAAUGCAUUUCUGUUAGCGGAAGAGUAGCAUGGAGGAAGCUUAGGGUUCGCUUGACGUUGCUUAGCAAUGCGAAAUAAGAGGUUAUUGGAGGCUCCACACGACGAGAAUAUUUUAUUUUUGUGUCGCGUUAAUUUUAGAUCAUUUGACAAAUUUAUUGGGCGUAGUAAUGUAGUAUAGCAUUGUGUUUAAUAUUUCUUACAAUACAAGGGUUCUCGAAAUGAUAUAUAGAAAUUUCAUAUUAUGGCCAUCUUUUGUUUUUGUUAAGUUUUUUUUAAGAAAUAUGCAUGUUGUCAGUGUUGUCUUACUAAUAUUGACUUCUGCUCUCACUUAACAAAUGGAUACUUAAAAAAUAUAAGAAUUCAAUUUUUUUUCUUUUUUCAUCGAAUGCACAACAAAUUAUGUAUCGCCGAUAUAAAAGUACCACGACGUACUAUUUCUUAGUUUGAUAUUUGUGUUGGUUAGAUGGUUAUUUGUUUAUUUUUUUUUUAGCGGUGGAAUACUCUAUGGGUUACACCAAAUUGAUUUGUUAAUAAAAUGAGAAAUAGUUCUAGUAAAUGAUCAAGAGCGGCCGCUUUUUUCGACUGUGAGUCAAAAUAUCGUAAUUCAGUAUAGGCGCAACUGUUAGAAUUCGAUAAGCUCAUAUUAGAAGUAAAUAAAAUUAACCCUGAAUGUUGA
Stylophora pistillata is the source of this 2969-nucleotide messenger RNA. RefSeq names its product cdc42-interacting protein 4 homolog. NCBI's taxonomy places the organism in Eukaryota, Metazoa, Cnidaria, Anthozoa, Scleractinia, Pocilloporidae. Gene Ontology annotation, molecular function: protein binding. The record is from RefSeq and is a predicted model, not a curated record.